AAUACCUUGGAUUAAGACCAGCAUAUGAAAACAUCAGUCUUAAUAAAUUCCGUCCAUUGACUUCUGGGAAGAGGGUUGUGUACAUGCUUACUGUCGUAUGGAGCGGUCAUUGUGCAGGGAAGGGGAGGCGAUAAGCUGUGACCAUCACCUAUUGUGAUCCUCUACUAUUUACAGCUGGUCAUCUUGCAACAUUCAUCUUGGAAUAUUUUGAGCCAUGCUGAAAGAUUAGUUCUAUCAAAUGUUCUUUUCCUGCUCAAAUCUUGGCUGAGGUUUGUGUGAAACUGAGGAUGGAGCAAAAUACAGACGACUUACCUCUAAUGGCUAACACAAGUCACAUUCUAGUAAAACACUAUUCGCUGGACCUUAAUGUGUGCUUUGAAAGUCAGACCAUAGAAGGGAGUAUUGUUUUAUUCCUUGAACCCAAUGUGUCUUGUGAAGAUAGCAAUAUUGGGAAGCCUUGCCCUUCUCAAGCUGUUGAUGCCUGCAGCGACCAGGCUCAGGAGACACAUUCAGGUAAAUCCACAUCACAAAGUAGACACUCCACUAUUAGUGAAAGAGAUGGCAACAGGAAGCAGACUACUUCAGAGAACUGUUGUGACAGAGAGAAUCAUGGGAGUGGGGAUUUCCGUCUGGUACUGGACUGCUGCGAUUUAUCUGUGUUAAAGGUCGAAGAGGUUAAUGUCACUGGUGCUCCUAAAAAAUGCAUGAGUUCCAUGUUACCAAGUAGUGAAUCUGAGCAGCAGUUAACUCAUGGCCAUCACAUCCCACCUGAACUUGUGGCUUUACCUGCAAAUCGAUGGAAGGAACAGAUGUCCUAUUACAUGCACUGCAGCCGGGCACCAGGUUGUGGAGAACUCAGGUUUUUUAUGGAAACUUGGAGCCUGCAGAUUAGCAAAUGUGGAGUAAAUAUGGCCACUGACUUCCCUUCUGCUCUAAGGAUAUGGUAUAAGACAACAGCAAAUGGGAGGUCAAUAAAAUGGACCAAAGACCAAAGUGGAAGGCCUUGUGUUUUUACCUUUGGAUCACCUAUUAACAACAGGGCCCUUUUUCCAUGUCAAGAGCCACCCGUGGCAAUGUCAACAUGGAAUGCAACUGUUCGGGUUCCCAGAGACUGCACUGUAUUAAUGAGUGGAGAAAAUUUUGCAGCUCCACAUCACUAUACUCAAGGAAUCUGCAGCUGGUUCUACUAUGUGACAAUGCCUAUGCCAGCCUCUACUUUUACCAUUGCAGUUGGAAGUUGGACAGAAGUAAAGGAUAGUCCUUACACCUCUUUGGAAAGUUGCCAUUUAUUUAGUAUUAUGCCAUUAAACAUGGAUGAGAAAAGAUCCUCAGAACAGGAAUGCAGACAUGUGGAAUAUCCUUGCCGUUAUAGAAGUAUUGAGGCCUGCUCCCAGAUUUGCAUACCUCAUCGUGUUUUUGCUCCAGAUGUACUUACACACCAGUGUAAAGAGAAGUUGAUUCCAGUCCUUUCUCAGUGCCUUGAGGCAGCUUAUUCGGUGUUGGGCACCCACCCAUUCUCACGCCUUGAUAUACUCAUAGUGCCUUCUAACUUCUCCAGUUUAGGAAUGGCAAGCCCACACAUUAUCUAUCUAUCCCAAAGCAUACUGUCUGGAAGAAACCAGCUCUGCAUUUCACGUGUUUGCCAUGAAAUUGCACAUGCUUGGUUUGGGUUGGCCAUUGGAGCACGUGAUUGGACCGAAGAAUGGUUAAGUGAAGGAUUUGCGACACAUCUAGAAGAUGUAUUCUUAGCAAAAGUCCUGAAGUUAUCAGAGGAAGACUCCAAAGAACAUCAAGAUCUAAAAGCUCUUCUGCGAUGGCGUCGUCUUAAUGAUGAGCUCAGCAAUUCCCAAGAGGAACUACAAAUACUAAGACCACAGGGAGAAUCCACUGGUGAAGUUAGUGACUCAGGAGCUUCCAUGGUACGACAUGGCUUAAAUGCAGACAAAACUUUCAUGCAAGUGCAUUACCUAAAGGGUUAUUUUCUACUACGACAUCUUGCAAAUACAAUUGGUGCAGAUACUUAUCUUGCAUUUCUAAGAAGCUUUGUGAAUAGAUCUCAUGGACAAUUGAUACUUUCUCAGGAUUUUUUGCUCUUGCUGUUGGAAACUGUUCCUGAACAUUUGAAACAUGGCCUGUCUGUUGAUGACAUCUACCAAAUCUGGCUUGACCCUCCAGGGAUGCCACAGCCCUUGCUGGAGGAAAGCCAGACAUGGACAGGAAAUGGACUAGUGCAGCAAGUCAAACAAGAGGUCUCGAAGUGGAUUCAACUAAACCAGAAAAACAGACGAGGAGGCACGGGACGAAAGCGACAACAUUGCGAAGAAUUUGAUGAAAAGAUUGUUCCAGAUCAGCUGGUUUUGCUUUUGGAUUUGCUGUUAGAGGAGAAAACUUUAUGUGCAAAGACACUGCAAUGCUUAAAGAAGACAUACAACUUGCAUGAGCAGGAUGCAGAGGUGCGGCAUAGGUGGUGCGAACUUGUUAUAAAACACAAGUAUACCACAUCAUACAAGGACGUAGAGACUUUCCUUCUCCAGGACCAGGCCAUGGGUGUGUACCUCUAUGGAGAAUUAAUGGUGAACGAGGAUGCCAGACAGCAAGAACUUGCACACAGAUGCUUUGCUGCUGUCAGAGAUCAAAUGGAUGUAUCCUGUGUUAAAGUGGUGGGAGAAAUGUUGUUUUAAUGGAUUGACUUCCAUAGAACAAUGCUGUGACUGAAACGGCCAAGCUCUCGGUGUGGUCAUGUUAAUGCAAGUUAAACUAGAUAGGAUUAAGUUCUGAACUAUGGGUGGAUUACUUGUUCUAGAACAAGGCCGUACUAGGAGCCUGGCCUCCAGCACAUUACAUCAAUGUUAGAAGCUAUGUCUGUGUGGCAUAUAUCAAGAGUAAGUUGAAAGAUAGUAGGUAAUCCUAGUCUCAGACUGUCUGUAAUGUCUCAUCCAUUAUUUUUACAUUUCUAUGCAGUAGUUAAAAAUAAAUCCAUUUACUAUCUUUUACAAAUGCAACA
Molecule: messenger RNA, 3004 nt
Organism: Bufo gargarizans (Asiatic toad)
Lineage: Eukaryota; Metazoa; Chordata; Amphibia; Anura; Bufonidae
Gene: AOPEP
Product: aminopeptidase O (putative)
Exons: 17
Coding region: 288-2681 (797 amino acids)
Cellular component (GO): nucleolus
Molecular function (GO): metalloaminopeptidase activity; zinc ion binding
Source: RefSeq, a predicted model, not a curated record